This is a messenger RNA of Anolis carolinensis (green anole), 1775 nucleotides long. It is a transcript of the gene ccdc51, whose product is annotated as coiled-coil domain containing 51. The transcript is spliced from 5 exons. The record is from RefSeq and is a predicted model, not a curated record. Lineage: Eukaryota; Metazoa; Chordata; Lepidosauria; Squamata; Anolidae. The coding region runs from base 510 to 1724 and encodes 404 amino acids.
GCAUUUCUGAUCAUAGGCUCAAGCAGCUAAGGCUUCUGGGAGUUGAACUCCAAAAGCCUGAGAGGAGAACCUGAACUGAUGAGUUUUUCACGGAAGGAAAUGCGGGGACAAUAGCCACAGUAGUGUUUUCCAUGCAUUACUCUAUAUUUUCCUAUCUCUAUAACUGCGAGUGGCUUCUGUUAGGAAUCCAUACGGCACUUCCGCCCGGACUUGGUGACGACUUCCGCCCUAGCUUUGGAAAACACGUGACCCAGACCAGAAGUGAGAGUUCAAUAAGUGCGCUGGAGGACAGUGAAUGCAAAGGUUGGCAGGAGCUGAGGCUAACAGUGGGAGCUCACCCCGCUCUCUGGAUUCAAACCGUCAACCUUUUGGUCAGCAAGUUCAGCAGCUUGGUGGUUUAAUCCACUGCACCACCAGGAGCUCCUACAGUUUCUUUCACAAUGUCUGACAGCUACUUCUAAGCUCUAUGAAGCAGCAUAUGCUUUUCUUUCCAGUCUGUGGUCCACAACAUGCAGCGUCACAAUUUGGUGGUCCUGAGGGGACACACAGUGCACCCGUUCACAGUGAGGACAUACUGUUCUCCAGCCUCCAAGAGGCCUGACAGCAACCCCGCCAUGGAAGUGGCCACCAGUUUUCUUCACCGCUUGUCGGAAGCCGGGAAGGUUUUGGGAAGAAGCUCGCUUCAGAGAAUCUCUGCAGUCAGCAGAAGCUGGUGGGACAAAUACGAAGAAUUUGUUGGACUCAAUGAAGUCCGGGAGGCCCAAGCAAAUGUGACUGAGGGUGAAAAAAGGUUUAUGGUGGCCCGUGGGAUCGUACGAGAAGCUCGUGAAACCUGGGAGGCCCAGCAGCUCAAACUGAAGGAAAUCCGAGACCGUUUAGACAGAGUUUCACGUGACGAUUCUCAGUAUCUGGAACUGGCAACUUUGGAGCACAGGUUACUGCAGGCAAAGAAGAGGUACCGAAGCAGCUACGUCACUGCUGAAGAGUCAGAGCGGGAAGCCUUCUCUCUCUUCUCUGCGGCUGUGCGGGAAAGCCACGAGAAAGAGCGAGCCAGAGCAGAGAAAACCAAGAACUGGUCCAUUAUUGGCUCCGUGCUGGGUGCCGUUAUUGGGGUGCUGGGCUCCACUUAUGUCAACCGCGUUCGGUUGCAAGAGCUGAAAGCACUGGUUUUUGAAGCCCAAAAGGGACCCAUAAGCCUCCAGGAAGCCAUCCGAGAACAGGCCUCCAGCUAUAAUUCCCAGCAAAGGGACCUGAGUGACCUAAUUGCCAACCUGAGAAAUGUUCUACAAGUCCUGAGUGUGACAUCACAGGAAACGGAAGGUGCUUCCUCGGCCAAAAGCAGCAUCAGCACACCACUAAAAAUAGACCCUCUCUUAGUUUCCAUCAAGGAGCAGCUGAGCUACUCUAAACAAAUAAGCUCAUUCUUUGGGAGCUUGCAACAGCAACUUAGUAACCUGGAAAAAAGCGUUGGUCAAAUCACCACCGAGGUACAGAAUGUAAAGAGUGCACCUCAACCCACUCCUGUAGGGAAAGAACUGUAUAGCCCUACAAGAGAGGAGACCAGACCGGCUUUUGCAGCCGAAGAUGUGGUUUUCGAACUCUGUAACACAGAAAGGAGGCUAGGAGCACAAAUGAAGCAGAACUCCUUCUAUAGCACAGCCUUCACUUGUACGGUGUUUGCUGUCACCCUUCCCGUGCUAUACCUCCUGCUCAAAGGAAAUUAAUCGGCACAAAAAUGAUUUGUUAGAAUCGAAUAAUAAAAUUACAUUCCCCCA